Messenger RNA from Uranotaenia lowii, 1454 nucleotides. RefSeq lists its product as uncharacterized. NCBI's taxonomy places the organism in Eukaryota, Metazoa, Arthropoda, Insecta, Diptera, Culicidae. The transcript is spliced from 4 exons. The coding region runs from base 118 to 654 and encodes 178 amino acids. The record is from RefSeq and is a predicted model, not a curated record.
CACCGAUCGGGAUAGUCUGGUGUUGUUCAGAGAUCUCCUCAGUGCCGUCGAGUGUGUCUGGUUUAGUUCCGAUUAAUUAGUCGCCGAAGUUGCCAAAGUUGUCAAAGUUGCCUCACAAUGUCCCUCGCGAUGUCGAAGAAUCUUUCGGUGGUGUUUUAUGUCCUUUUGAUAAGUGUUUUUGGUGUGGUGUUUGCCUGUAAUGGCGGCUACAAGCUGAAGGUGCGCAAGAUCCAGAACUGUGCUGGAGCGGAAGGGAUACUGAUACCUCAUGAAAAUGGCACCGCAGUGCUGACGAAGAAGUGCGAGAUCAAGAUGCGCGGAUGCGUGGAAAUGAAGGCGUUCAAACAGGCCACGGUUAAGUAUGCUAUCAAGAAGGAUGGCGUCAAAGUGAUGGAGGGAUCGGAGGAUUUGUGCGAAAGGAUGGAAAACGCUCGUAGCCAUCCUACUAUUGGACCCAUGAUGAAGACGCUCAAUCUUCCGGAAAAGUGCCCGGUUCAAGCUGGAACGAUUUGUUCGGAUCCAACUCAAAUCAUCAGCAUUGAACCGUACAAACAGAUGCUGUCCCUUGCCCGGGGAAGAAUCGAGGUGGAGGCAGAAAUUCAGCACGACACGGGCAAAAGUUGCAUCCGAAUGCAGUUUGAUAUCGUCAAGUAAUCGGAAAAGAGGGGGAGAAUAAUCAAUCGGGCGUCCCAGGAAUUAAUUUCCCGGCAAGCGGAUCGCGCAUUAAUAAUGAUAAUCAAUUAAAAGCUGCCACUUUGUUGCAAUUCUGGCGGCAUCACAUCGGAAAACUACUACCUACUGCUACUGGGGAUUCCUAAUCAAUUUUCAUCCGGAGCUGGCUAAGCGUGAUCACUAGUUAACUAAUAUUAUUUCAGCUGAUGGCUCUCUCCCAGUAACUUUUUUUCAACCUCUACUCAACUGCAGCUAGCAGAAAUAAUCGUGAUUUCAGUAACUUCUCAAUGCAAUUGUUGUCCAAUUGAACAUCUGUCUUGUACGCAUAUAUAUUAAUUGUAAAUAAACAGUUGUAUAUAGGAGCAGGAAGAGUAAAAUAAAAAGAAAAAAAUAUAUUUUACUAUAGAAAGUUUGCUCAACUUUACAUUCAAUCAUAACAGUUCAUUUUGUUUUUAUUUUAUACUAGCUGACCCGGUGUGCAUUGCUACACCUUGCAAAAAUAAAUGUAAUUUGUAAAAAUUUAUUCAAAUUUAGAUAUUUGUAAGCAUUUUUUUUUAAAUCAAACCUCAUCAUGGUUUAGCACCAACAGCUUUGAGAUGAGAACUGCAGCUGGAGUUCAGAAUUGCAAUUCAAAUAUGGUAUCUUCGCCCUUCGAAGCAGUUUGAAUAUCUAUCCUUUUUGCGUCAAAAUUAUGCUAAAAAUUUUUUUCGCCAUAUGCCAAAAUUGUGGACAUGAGACAUUAUAGCUUGAAGUUUUCCCAAAAAACACUUAUCAUGGUAUGA